UUCCCUUUGUUUCCUUUUAAUUUCUUUCAGGGCGCCAUGAGUGUGAGCGCACUAUGCGCAUUUUAGUGUUCCAGACGCCGAAGCUGACCUAUGUCCAGGCGCUUGAGUUCUUGCUGCGGGAGACGCAGGAGCGCCCGGCGGAUUUGGCUCUUCUGCCAGAGUUUGCCCUGGAGCAUCCUGCGCAAUGCACGCACCAAGGGGAGCUCUCCUACGACAACGUGGCGAUCAUGAUGCUGUCACGGCUGGCGCGGCAGCGGCAGUUGUACCUGGUUCUGGGGGUGCGCGACUCUGACUCUGUCGACAUUUGUCUGGUCUUCAACCGGCAAGGGGACAUGACGCUGCACAAGGCCGGAGCCACUUCCGGAGCCGGCCAUUCGAAUCCCGGCCAUUCCGGAGCCGGUUCCGUGAACGCCGAGGUCUCCGAGUGUCCGAGCUUCCAAACGGAGUGGGGCACCGUGGCGCUGCUGGGGGACGUCACCGGGAGCUGGGCGCCGCUGCUGGCGCUGGCGCCCGUGUUGAUCCUCAACCCCUGCAACGCCCCCAUGGAGCUGGACAUGGCUUUGGCCAAGGCCCACCCGGAGUUGCAGGUUGCUGCGUGGCACAAAGGCUUCAGGCGCACCGAGAGGCUAGUCCAGUCGCGGCUUCGCGACACCAGGACAGUGUUCGUCCGUGCGGACGCCCCACUGCGGCAGGGUGGCGCGGGUAUCUCCAUGCUGGUGGAGGCGCACCGCAGCGCGCUGGCGCCCAGCUGGGGCCCCACCUUCCUCCACCUGGAAAUGGAAGACACCAAGGACAGCCGCAAGCUGCCAAAGUGGCGCUCGCUUACCAUUGACGAGAUUCUUUCAGCCUCUUAUGGCAGAGAUCUGAAUGAUGCCGUGGAGAUUGGCCCACGCUAUCAUUUGUGGACCUUCAGGCCGCCAAGUCUUGCCAAGGCUGCUAUGACGCAGACAGCUGAUUGGAGCAGUCUUUGGGAGCAGCCUGAGGCAGACACAGACAUCCUAAGCUUGAUGGGCCGACAGGCGAGUUGUUUUUUGAUGCCACUCGGUCGUUUUUACGUGGUGGCAGAGCGCAGCGGCCAAGUCACACUCUGGGACCUGCGACAGCGCCGGGAAUGCCAGACCUUCUCCGUGGAUGGGGCUGUGGGCUUCGGUUUCGGACUUGACUCGAGUCGAAGUCGAAGCGGUCGUGCGACACGUGCAACACGUGCAGCACGCGUGACGUGUCUGGGCCCAGGGCCCCUGCCGAACCAAUUCGCCGUGGCCACCAGCUCAGCCGAGGGCGUGGUGCUGCGGCUCUUCGAGAGGAAGCUGCUGCGGGACUUCGCACUGCCCUUGGAGGAUUUGCCCUGGCAGCAGUGGAAGCCCUUUCCGGCGAACGAAGGCGCCGAAGGCGCCGACCAAGGCGCCGACGGCGCCCCGGAAAGAGUCCGAGAAAAAGUCCGAGACGUCCGCAUCAGCGCGAUCUUUUGGGUGAGCUCCUCCCUGGUGGUGGCCAUUGCCGAGAGCGAGAACCUCCCCGAGGUGGUUCUGCGCCUGGACUUGGAGGCAUCGGAGGUGGAGGUCCUGGACAUCUACCUCAACGGUCCUCCGCCCGCCUCCUUCUGGGAGGAGUCUCAAGACACCCUGUCAGAUGAGCCGUCGCCCAGUGCGUCGACCGCCUCGGAACUCUCACAGGUCUCCGACCAGCUUGUGAUGGUCAUGGCCUUCGAGAGAGUGAAGUUCCCUGAAACACGCAGCCCGCAGUCGGGCCUGGUGUGCUUGUGGAGGAGUGACCGCCUCUGCAUAUUGACUUUCUCAGACUGGAAGGUUCAUGAUCAGGUGUUGGUCGAUGAUACCGGCGCGCCGAAGGACAAAGAAGAUAUGCCUUUGUGCGCAACGAUUCUGCCGGGAGAUGGUGCCUGCAGCGUUGUGGCAUCAUAUGCCUCCAUGAUCAUUCGAUGGUGGCGGGUGUCACUGACUUCGUGCUUCCAGCAGGCAUGCGUCGUGCUGAGCUCCCCAGUGACUCAGCUUAGUUUGCUCCAGUGUGGAGAGGAAGCCCGAGAGCGAGAGCGAGCUCGGCUCUCGUGGAUGUCAAGCAGCCACAGGCUGUCCCUGAAGGAGUCCAAAGAGAGGACAGAGAGGAGCUCCACUCGAGAUUCCAGCGAAGGCCACAAGCCUUCCAGAGUUUCAACUCUGGAUGGUUUGGCCGAGAGCUCUGCCACCAUCCUGGUUUGUACUGUCGACAAAACCGGCACCAUGACACUGUUCUCAGGUCAAGGAUCAAACUUGAAGCGAGUCUACACUUGCCUCGACCUCUCGUGGAGCACAGCAACGACCGUGGACAGUAUUUGGGUCAUGGAGACACACAUUGCUCUCCUGCAGCGGAACGGUGAUGUUCGUCACAUGGAGUUUGACGUCAACGGAGAGCUCAUGAAGCUUAGUGAGCUCUUCGAUGGCGACGGCUGAAAUGCGGCUGUGGCU
Molecule: messenger RNA, 2459 nt
Organism: Effrenium voratum
Lineage: Eukaryota; Dinophyceae; Suessiales; Symbiodiniaceae
Source: the annotation of a GenBank genome assembly